Molecule: messenger RNA, 27239 nt
Organism: Lymnaea stagnalis (great pond snail)
Lineage: Eukaryota; Metazoa; Mollusca; Gastropoda; Lymnaeidae
Source: the annotation of a GenBank genome assembly
AUGGGGUACAUGUCAGUUUUCCGUGCCAUAAUGGUACGUCUGAUGUUCACAUCACAUGGCGUCAUCUCAAUAUGGCGCCUCACCAUAGCAACGCACGAGCCGUGCUACUGGUACGUGGCCCUUGUGUUGUGUUUGCUCUUGGUCGAAAUGACCGUGACCUUGGGAAAAAAGGCGGGAAAGGAGUGGAAGUGGUAAGUCUCUUCAAGUUUGUGAACGACCAAUAAUUAUUUGAGCAUGAUUUAGCUGUUUACCAUGGAAUUUUAGCAUUGUGUGUGUGUGUGUGUGUGUGUGUGUGUGUGUGCGUGUGUGUGUGUGUUUGUGCGUGUGUGUGGCCAGCUUAAAAACAGUAACAACACGAGGUUGUAUCUUUGGCAAUCGGAAGAGUACUGUAAAGCCUGUAAAUAGCGUACAUUAAAAUAGCGCAGUCCCUGACAAAGCCGCUAAGUGACAGCUGUCACAGAUCGACUUUUAAACAAAUCCAUCCGGUCAUCCCUGUGUUCCUGCAGCCCAUGUAAGGCUUUGACCUGCCUCAUCACUUCCUUCCUCACAGAACUUACUAAUGCUUUUCUUUUCCAUGCUUGGUUUCCCAGAUGCUUUAGAUCUUUUUCCACUCUUAAGCUCCUGAAGUCGUGUACUAGAAAAAUUGAUUUGAAAUAAGUGUCUCGAAAAAGCGUACUGGAAAUAGUGUACUAGAACUAGUGUUCCUGAAAAUAGCUAAAAAUCCUUGCAAAUGUUCUAUGGGCAAGUGUUUCUUAUGGGCAAGUGUUUCUUAUGGGCAAGUGUUUCUUGGGGGCAAAAAUCGUUGUUUUUUUUCCCCCUGAGAAUAACACAUGCCAUUUCGCACUGGCACCUAAUUACGUCAUCCACAAAGAGUGACGUAGACAUUUUGUCGCACCUAUCAGUCGGCCUACGUGCUGCGUGGUUGAUGGAAUCAUGAUGAAACAACGUUAAGUUCGCUGAUUGGCAGAGAUUUGCUCCGUGACUACAGGUUAUCAAAGAUUUGCUCCGUGACUACAGUUUAUCAAAGAUUUGCUCCGUGACUACAGGUUAUCAAAGAUUUGCUCCGUGACUACAGGUUAUCAAAGAUUUGCUUCGUGACUACAGGUUAUCAAAGAUUUGCUCCGUGACUACAGGUUAUCGAAGAUUUGAUCCGUGACUACAAAUUAUCAGAGAUUUGAUCCGUGUCUAUAUGUUAUCAAAGAUUUGAUCCGUGACUACAGGUUAUCAGAGCUUUACUCCGUCACUACAGGUUAUCAAAGAUUUGCUCCGUCACUACAGGUUUUUUAAAGAACCGUUGGGUGUUGGGUGAAAAUUACGCCAAAGCACUCUGGAGUAGUGAAGUAGUGAAAUAUUGAAGUGUGAAAUAGUGAAGCAGUGAAGUAUCGAAUAAUGAUAGUAGUAAAGCAGUGACGACAAGAAGCUAGAAAUGGCGACAAAGCCCAUAUAAAUAUACAGUAUGUAUGGAUGUGCAUAGCAGACAAUGCAAAUACUGUAGUGUACAUGUUGAAGUCAUGAAAUAAUGUACAUGUACAAGUUGAUGUCAUGAAGUGCUUUCAUAAUGUUAAACACAAACAAUUUUGAUUAUGUUUAUAUUGUUCUGUUGUUAAGACACAAAUGUAAAAUGUAUAAUAUUUCUAAAUUUGAUUUUUUUAUUAAAUUUUAAUUUUGCAUACUUUUUCUGAUUUCUGAUUUCAAAUUAAUGUGCAAAAUCCUCAUUCAACCCCUAAAAUGUAAAGGCACCAUCCUUGCAAAAACAGCACAACAUAUGGUUUCCUCAAAUGGGUUUUUUGCUGUUCAUAGAUUUCACAUUGGAUAACCAGAAAAGUUUAUGAGCAAUAUUGAGUGCUGGAGAUUGAAUGAUGAGAGAUGCAUCCAUUUGUUGGUAAAGAUGUCGAUACACAAUUUCUAUGCUGAGAAGAUUGCCUCCAUCUGUGUGGGAAUAAAUUAGUUUUGGAAGCUACACAUAUUGAUUUAACCAUGACCCUAUUGACCUAAACUUACCUGGAAUAACCUAACCCUACCCUAAAUGUUACAAAAAUCAUGUAAGUUUCUUCAGUGAAAAAAACCUUACUUUUGAAUAUUAAAAAUUAUUAAUAUGCUACAUGAGAGGGCAUAAGAAUUGUAGAAAGGCGUAGGUAGGGCAUGGCGCAAACAAUGUUGGCAAACACUGAUCUCAUCCUAGGUCUGCCUUUGAACCGUUUUCCUCUUGGGUUUUGGUGAUGCGCCCUCUUCACUCCUUUGUCAUUUGGCAUUCUCUCUGAGUGUUCUGCCCAGCGUAGCUUAACCUUUUUUAUUUCUGCUACUACCGUGGGAUUCUGAUUUAGACUUUACAAUUCAUGGUUGGUUCGUAUUCUCCAACCAUAUUCAUCCUUUGUUGGUCUAUAUUAAUAUUUUCCUGAGAACUUUUCUCUACCAUGUGUUUAUUAGGUUUCUGCAGUUUUUGUUAGGGUCCAAGUUUCACUUUUAUAUGUUACACCUGGUCUGAUUACAGUUUUAUAAAUAGUUUUCUUUGUUUCUCUCGUAAUAUUCUUACAUUUGAGUAUUUUCUGACUACUGAAGUAUGCCCGGUUUCCGGCUGUUUUUCUUUCUUUUAUUUAUGUUAAUAAUUCGUUUCUUUCAUUUAAUAAAGAUCCUAGGUAUUUGAAUUCAUUUACUUUUUCAAAAGUCUGGUUUCUAAUUUAAAUGUCUUCAUCUGUCUCUAAUUCUAUUAUCAUGGUCAUGUAUUUUGUUUUUUGGUUGCUGCUUGUAGUGACGCGUCUUCUAAUUCAAUAAAGGAUUUUGAUAUGUCUCUAAUACGUUUCCACAGCAGUGUUAUGUCAUUAGCAUAUGCUAGAUACUGAAGGGGUUGAUUGUAGAGAGUGCCCAUUGUUUGUGGGUCUUGGGUUUCCCUCAGAAAGUAUCCUGCUUUUGUUCCUCGGGUGUCAAUAUGUAUCCUUUCUAUAAAUCUCUCUAAUUAAUACAAGACAUUAAGUCUCCCUGUCUUAUGACUCGUAUAAUUGAAAUUCCUUGAACAUUAUCCUUGAAUCUUGAUUUUGCUUUUUGAUAUGUUCAAUAUUACAUGUAUCAGUCUUGUCAGUUUGUUGGGUAUGCCAAACUCCUGCAGAGUCUCAUAUAAAUAUUUUCUUAUGAUGCUGUCAUAGGCCAAGUUAUAGACCACAUAGAAUUGAUGUACUGGGAUAUUAUAUUCAUAAAAUUUCUCUAAUAGGCAUCUGAUGGUGAAAAUCUGAUCAGUCGUUGAUCUGUUUUGCCUGAAUCCACCUUUGUAAUCAUCUAGUUUUUCUUCAGUGUAAGGUUGUAGUCUUUUGGCAAUAAGUUUCGUCAGUAUUUUGUAAGAAACAUUUAAUAGGGAGAUUCCUCUGUAGUUGGUGCAUUGAAGUUUGGAGCCUUUCUUGUGUAUUGGGGUUAUUAAUGCUGUUUCCAAUUCUGUUGGAAUUUUCUCUUCUUGCCAAAUUUUAGUAAUUAGUUGAUGUAUCUGAGGGUGUCGUUCUCUUCCUCCAUAUUUAAUCAGUUCCGCUGUGAUGAGGUCUUCUGUGAUGAGAUCUUCUGUGAUGAGGUCUUCUUUAGGGGCUUUUUGGUUUCUCAUAUAAUUGAUGAAUCCUUUAGUUUUGUGUCUUCUAGAAUUGGGGAGUUUAUAAAAGGGUCUUUUCCUCCAUGUGGUGGUUGGUAAUUUUCAUCAUAGUCAAUGCAGACAAUGCACAAUGUGAAUAUUACAUAUUCACCUAACACAUCCUGUAUUCUCAGAAAUGGGCCGAUGUGUUUGCCCAGUUAGGCCUAUACUCAAAUACUUCCAGAAUCUGCCGCAGUAGAAGAUUCCAAUAUCACAAACUACUGCGGUAACCUACGUCUGGCGGUACAGCAACCCACAUCUGGCGGUACAGCAACCUACAUCUGGCGGUACAGCAACCUACAUCUGGUGUACAGCAACCUACAUCUGGCGGUACAGCAACCUACGUGCUGUGGUACAGAUGCCAUCUUCAAGUCAUUAUUCUGAAGACAGAGAAGAUUGUCUGCUGUUCACAGGGAAGAUUGUCUGCUCUUCACAGAGAAGAUUGUGUGCUGUUCACAGUGGAAGAUUGUCUGCUGUUGACAGCGAAGAUUUCUGCUGCUUGAUAAGUGCAUCCUUUUUUGUUUUUGUGGUUCCGUUGUUUUCCAUGUGGUGCCUCAUGUUCUGGUGCCUCAUGUUCUGGUGCCUCAUGUUCUGGACGGAUCGGCCACUGAAAUAAAAUAUAUGUUCCUUAAGUACAGGGAUUCUUAAACUUUUUUGCAUCACCAUACACCCUCACGAUUUUAAAAUAUUUCUCGCAACCCCCACCCACCACCUAAACUCCCAGAUAAAAAUCCUUUUAAUAUUGAUAAAAAUCAUUUAAUUAAGAUGAUGUUCUUUCUUCCACACUUAACCUUCCAAAAACAAACGAAAAAUAUGCACAAGUGCAAAUGAUGUGCAAACAUAGAUUCACCACACAAACAUCUGCUGCUGCUUAUAAAAUGCAAAUAAACUUGAUCAUUUUAUUUAAAGGCAGCAGUUAGCGAUGGCAGCAAAGGUUAACCCCAGGGUCUUCCCGCACCCACUGGCACUACUUUCCGUUCGCCAGGGGGUACAUGCACCACUUGUUAAGAACCUUUAACCCAGUAGGUGUUAACUACUUGGUGAGCAUUGAGUUACUCAAUAAAGACAGGAACAGCCGUCUGUUAUGUCAGACACUUAGCAGUCAGGCUGAAAGGGAUGGGAAAUUGGGGAAACUUGUGAGUCUUGAGAGUGAAAACGCUCUUUCUGGGUUAAACAAAAGAAGUUAGGUAAACCAUUUUUGUAAUGACAGCAUGAGAGUGGCGGAAAUCUUCCUUUCUUCAUAGUUUAGCAAGAUGAUUAUUUUAUAUGUAAUUAUUAAUCUAUUUAUAAAAACAGAAAUGAAAAUUGACACAUGUCGGUAUGUGACACAUCUAGGAAUAAGAAACAUCUAUGAACGUGAUAUAUCUAGGAAUAUGACCAAUCUUGGGAUAUGACACAUCUAGCAAUAUGACAAAUAUAUAGGUAACUGACACAUCUUGGUAUGUAACACAUCUAAGAAUAUGACAAAUCUAGGAAUAUAACACAACUAGGAAUAAGACACAUCUAGAAAUUUGACACAUAUAGGAAUGAGACUCAUCUAGAUAUCUAACACAUCUUGGUAUGUGAUACAUCUCAGUAUAUGACACAUCUUGGUAUGUGACACCUUUCGGUAUUUGACAAAUUUAGAAAUCUGACAUAUCUAGGAUUAUGACACAAUUAGGUGAGUCCAUUGGCAUAUCUGGAUAUUCUGGUGUGUCUAGAUCAGGUAUUCAUAGAGUAGUGGUGAGUGGAACUCAAUGGUCAGUGGAGCUCAGUGAUCAAUAGAAAUCAGUGAUCAGUGGGGCUUAUUAGUCAGUGGAGCUCAUUGGUCAAUGAAGCUCAGUGGUCAGUGGAACUCAUUUGUCAGUGGACAUGAGUGAUCAUUAGAGUUCAGUAGUCGGGGGAGCUCCGUGAUCAGAGGAACGCAGUGGUCACUGAAGCUAAUUGAUCCCUCGAGCUCAAUGGUCAGUGGAGCGCAAUGGUAAGUGGAACUUAGUGGUCAGUGAAUGUCAGUGAUCAGUGGAGCUCUAAAAGUUCAGGGGCUAAGAGAGUCUGGGCAGUAAAAUUACAAAUAUUUGAAAAAAGCUCUUUCGUCUUCUUUAACUUCAUUUUCUAAAAUGUGUUGUUAUUUACCCUACCAAAUGGUCAAAUGUGAUAACCUACCAAAUGGUCAAAUGUGAUAACCUACCAAAUGGUCAAAUGUGAUACCCUACCAAAUGGUCAAAUGUGAUAACCUACCAAAUGGUCAAAUGUGAUAGCCUACCAGAUGAUCAAAUGUGAUAACCUAACAGAUGGUCAAAUGUGAUACCCUACCAGAUGGCCUAAUCUAAUACCUUACCAGAUGUUGAAAUGUUAUAACCUACCAGAUGGUCUAAUCUGAUACCCUACCAGAUGGUCAAAUGUGAUAACCUACCAGAUGGUCUAAUCUGAUACCCUACCAGAUGGUCAAAUGUGAUAACCUACCAGAUGGUCAAAUAUAAUACCCUACCAGAUGGUCAAAUGUGAUAACCUACCAGAUGGUCUAAUCUGAUAUCCUAAAAGAUGGUCAAAUGUGAUAACCUACCAGAAGGCCUAAUCUAAUACCUUACCAGAUGUUGAAAUGUUAUAACCUACCAGAUGGUCAAAUGUGAUACCCUACCAGAUGGCCUAAUCUAAUACCUUACCAAAUGUUGAAAUGUUAUAACCUACCAGAUGGUAAAAUGUAUUACCCUACCAGAUGGUCAAAUGUGAUAACCUACCAGAUGGUCAAAUGCAAUACCCUACCAGAAGGUCAAAUGCAAUACCCUACCAGAUGGUCUAAUCUGAUACCCUACCAGAUGGUCAAAUGUGAUAACCUACCAGAUGGUCUAAUGUGAUAACCUACCAGAUGAUCAAAUGUGAUAACCUACCAGAUGGUCAAAUGUGAUAACCUACCAGAUGGUCAAAUGUGAUAACCUACCAGAUGAUCAAAUGUGAUAACCUACCAGAUGGUCAAAUGUGAUAACCUACCAGAUGGUCAAAUGUGAUAACCUACCAGAUGGUCAAAUGUGAUAACCUACCAGAUGAUCAAAUGUGAUAACCUACCAGAUGGUCAAAUGUGAUAACCUACCAGAUGGUCAAAUGUGAUAACCUACCAGAUGGUCAAAUGUGAUAACCUACCAGAUGAUCAAAUGUGAUAACCUACCAGAUGGUCAAAUGUGAUAACCUACCAGAUGGUCAAAUGUGAUAACCUACCAGAUGGUCAAAUGUGAUAACCUAACAGAUGGUCAAAUGUGAUACCCUACCAGAUUGUCAAAUGUGAUAACCUACCAAAUGGUCAAAUGUGAUAACCUACCAGAUGGUCAGAUGUGAUAACCUACCAGAUGAUCAAAUGUGAUAACCUACCAGAUGGUCAAAUGUGAUAACCUAUUAGAUGGUCAAAUGUGAUAACCUACCAAAUGGUCAAAUGUGAUAACCUACCAGAUGGUCAAAUGUGAUACCGUACCAGAAGGUCAAAUGUAAUACCCUACCAGAUGGUCAAAUGUGAUAAUUUCUUAAACCAGAUCAACACUAGUGCAGCAUAUAAAAUCCUGACCAUUUGAACUAUGUUAUACCCAUAUGUGUACAUAUUUUGUUCUUGGUCUAGAAUCCUUGAACAAUAUAAUGGGUACACAUUGUAGUUGGAAAUGUAUAACCGUUGUAGAAUGUUUUUGUCUACUGUAGAGGCUGACCUAUCGAAUACCCAGAGGCAAAUUCAUAAAUUAUCAAAUAGUGACUGCAUACAAUCCGUGUGAAAAAUAUUGAGAACGAGAUAGAUCAAAGUUUGAAUAUCAAAAAAAUAAUAAAACGGAAACGUAACAAAGUACCAAUGAAUAAAUAAGAUGUUAACACGCUAUAAAUGAAUACAUAGGAUGUGAGCACACUACACACUACCAAGGAAUACAUUGGAUGUGAGCACACUACACACAACCAAGGAAUACAUAUGAUGUGAACACACUAACAAAGAAUACAUAGGAUGUGAACACAUUAUCAAUAAAUACAUAGGAUGUGAACACACUACACACUACCAAGGAAUAAAUUGGAUGUGAACACACUACACACUACCAAGGAAUACAGAUGAUGUGAACACACUAACAAAGAAUACAUAGGAUGUGAACACAUUAUCAAUAAAUACAUAGGAUGUGAACACACUACACACUACCAAGGAAUAAAUUGGAUGUGAACACACUACACACUACCAAAGAAAACAUAGGAUGUGAACACACUACACACUACCAAGGAAUAUAUAUGAUGUGAACACACUACACACUACCAAGAAAUGCAAAGGAUUUGAACACAAUUCCCACUACCAAGGAAUGAAUAUGAUGUGGAAACAUUGAACACUACCAAUGAAUACAUGUUAUGUGGCAAAGAAUACCCCCAAGAUCCACUUUUAUCCAACCUCAUGUCACGUGGUAAGGUAACCGAAAUUUAAAACAAAAAAGUAAAGGAACAAAAAACCAGACAAUUAUCUUUCAUUACCCUGGCCCCAUUUUUUGGUUUCCACCAAGACCUCCCAGACUCCUCGGCAACAACAGUUUAUCUCACUUCCGCCCAGCUAUUAAUGUCAAUCUGACAUCACCUUCAAAGGACCGAUUAGAUUGCCUGGAAGUGGGAUAGAGACAUAUGAGUUUGGCAGAAAUAUCGCCAGUCUUUGCAGAAACAGUUGAAUAAUGUGAUGGAAUGGGAGUCGCUUAGUCAAUUGUUUUGUCACGUGAUGAGAGUAAAUACGAGUAAGACUUCCGGGAGGCUGUAUGCAACACACUAGUGCUUGACAACAGUAGCCCGUUACACACUGCAACUAGUAAUUCAAGAUGCCUAGCAAAUGUUAGGCUUUUGGCUGUUCAAACAGUAAAGUUAAGGACAUCGGUAUAAGUCUGCAUAAGUUUCCGCUUAAGGAUAAAGAAAAUUUUAGACAAUGCCUUGACAAAGUGGAUCUUCGUUAAUUAUUCACAUGAAAUCUUGUUCCAACCGGUUAUUAAAAUAUUCCUUCGCCGCACAAACAUUGAAUAGACACGCAAAUGACGUCAUGGGUAUGCCGACAUUUCGUCAAAUGAAAAUUAACAAUUAAAUAAACAAAGAGGAAAGACUCCUGCACCAAUAUUGAAUAAACACGCAAAUGACGUCAUGGGCACGGAGCUCAAGUUCCCAUCGAAUAUCGCUCACAAAUUUUUCUUGAAAUAACUUUCUUAGAUGGGAAGUUCGAGCAUUGUUGUCGCAAUUGUUUGGUAGAUGGGAAGUUCGAGCAUGGUUGUCGCCAUGGUUUGGUAGAUGGGAAGUUCGAGCAUGGUUGUCGCCAUUGUUUGGUAGAUGGGAAGUUCGUGUGUGGUUGUCGCAAUUGUUUGGCGGGUUAAAGCUAACUUUAAUUGAAAAAACAAACCUAUGUUGAUUAAUAUGAUUGACUAUAUUGAAACAACAUUGACCGGCUAUUGUCUUUUAAGUUAGUUACCUUAUUUUGAUGAAAUUACCUCUAAGCCCGGGAGUAGCAGCAAAGGUUAAUCCAUGGAAAACUCAGUCCUUGCCUCUGAGCCAUGGAUAAUUAAGCCCUUGCUGUAAUGGAUGGACAACUCAGUCUUUGUCUCUAAGCCAUGGAUAACUUAUUCCUUGCCUCUAAUCCAUGGAUAACCCAGUCCUUGCCUCUAAGCCAUGGAUAACUAAUUCCUUGUCUCUAAUCAAUGGAUAACUCAGCCCUUGCCUUAAGAUCAGCUGAAGACCGUGAUGAACUGAGUAGUUGUUCAAUGACUUGACUUACAUCUUAGCCUCAAGCUGGAGGUAUCAAAUACAAUGAAUGCGUAACGUAAAGGGAGACUACACCAUGAUAUGCAAUUUCCUGAUCAUUUACACCUCCCCCCCCCCGGUUCCGAUACAUAUCACCCCCUUAAUUGUCCCUUUCCUUCAGUACUCCCCCUUGUAACACACACACACUUGUAAUAUCCGGUGCCUAUGAGAACAGGGCCUAGAGGAUCAGCGUAAUAUUGUUCUGGAGCAGACGAACACAAUCACGUGACCCACUACAGGACAGAUCGAAUUGCUCAUUAUCUGGUGUAUAGGACAUUGAACUUGUCACGUGGGGCGUCUUUCUCAACUUCCUCUUACCACUUUCUCUCUCUCUCUCAUACUCUAAACCUUCACCUUUCUGUCAAAAAUAUUCCCUCUCUUUUCCCCCAAAACUGACAAAUAUAUUCCAUUUCUCCCCCCUACAAUCAGUCAACGAUACUCUCUGUCUUUUCCACAGUCUGUCAAAUAUAUUCCCUGUCUUCUCCCCCAAACUGCCAAAUAUAUUCCCUGUCUUUUCCUCCAGUCUUUCAAAUAUAUUCCCUGUCUUUUCCUCCAGUCUUUCAAAUAUAUUCCCUGUCUUUUCCUCCAGUCUUUCAAAUAUAUUCCCUGUCUUUUCCUCCAGUCUUUCAAAUAUAUUCCCUGUCUUUUCCUCCAGUCUUUCAAAUAUAUUCCCUGUCUUUUCCUCCAGUCUUUCAAAUAUAUUCCCUGUCUUUUCCCCCAGUCUUUCAAAUAUAUUCCCUGUCUUUUCCUCCAGUCUUUCAAAUAUAUUCCCUGUCUUUUCCCCCAGUCUUUCAAAUAUAUUCCCUGUCUUUUCCCCCAGUCUUUCAAAUAUAUUCCCUGUCUUUUCCCCCAGUCUUUCAAAUAUAUUCCCUGUCUUUUCCCCCAGUCUUUCAAAUAUAUUCCCUGUCUUUUCCCCCAGUCUUUCAAAUAUAUUCCCUGUCUUUUCCCCCAGUCUUUCAAAUAUAUUCCCUGUCUUUUCCCCCAGUCUUUCAAAUAUAUUCCCUGUCUUUUCCCCCAGUCUUUCAAAUAUAUUCCCUGUCUUUUCCCCCAGUCUUUCAAAUAUAUUCCCUGUCUUUUCCCCCAGUCUUUCAAAUAUAUUCCCUGUCUUUUCCCCCAGUCUUUCAAAUAUAUUCCCUGUCUUUUCCCCCAGUCUUUCAAAUAUAUUCCCUGUCUUUUCCCCCAGUCUUUCAAAUAUAUUCCCUGUCUUUUCCCCCAGUCUUUCAAAUAUAUUCCCUGUCUUUUCCCCCAGUCUUUCAAAUAUAUUCCCUGUCUUUUCCCCCAGUCUUUCAAAUAUAUUCCCUGUCUUUUCCUCCAGUCUUUCAAAUAUAUUCCCUGUCUUUUCCCCCAGUCUUUCAAAUAUAUUCCCUGUCUUUUCCUCCAGUCUUUCAAAUAUAUUCCCUGUCUUUUCCCCCAGUCUUUCAAAUAUAUUCCCUGUCUUUUCCUCCAGUCUUUCAAAUAUAUUCCCUGUCUUUUCCCCCAGUCUUUCAAAUAUAUUCCCUGUCUUUUCCUCCAGUCUUUCAAAUAUAUUCCCUGUCUUUUCCCCCAGUCUUUCAAAUAUAUUCCCUGUCUUUUCCUCCAGUCUUUCAAAUAUAUUCCCUGUCUUUUCCCCCAGUCUUUCAAAUAUAUUCCCUGUCUUUUCCUCCAGUCUUUCAAAUAUAUUCCCUGUCUUUUCCCCCAGUCUUUCAAAUAUAUUCCCUGUCUUUUCCUCCAGUUUGUCAAAUAUAUUCCCUGUCUUUUCCCCCAGUCUUUCAAAUAUAUUCCCUGUCUUUUCCUCCAGUUUGUCAAAUAUAUUCCCUCUCUUUUCCUCCAGUUUGUCAAAUAUAUUCCCUGUCUUUUCCCCCAGUCUUUCAAAUAUAUUCCCUGUCUUUUCCUCCAGUUUGUCAAAUAUAUUCCCUGUCUUUUCCCCCAGUCUUUCAAAUAUAUUCCCUGUCUUUUCCUCCAGUUUGUCAAAUAUAUUCCCUGUCUUUUCCACAAGUCUGUCAAAUUUUGUCCCUGUCUUUUCAACCGGUCUGUCAAAUAUAUAUUCCCUUUCUUUUCCUCCAGUCUGUCAAAAAUAUUCCCUGUAUUUUCCCCAAGUCUGUCAAAUAUAGUCCCUGUCUUUUCCAACAUUCUGUCAAAUAUAUUUCCUGUCUUUUCCCCCAGUCUGUGAAAGUAAAUUCCCUGUCUUUUCCUACAGUAAGUUAAAUAUAUUACCUGUCUUUUCCUUAAGUCUGUAGAAUACAUUCCUUGUCUUUUCCCCCAGUCAGUCAAAUAUAUUCCCUGUCGUUUGUCCCAUUCUGUCAAAUAUAUUUCCUGUCUUUUGUCCCAGUUUGUCAAAUAUAUUCCUUUUCUUUUGUCUCAGUCUGUCAAAUAUAUUCCCUGUGUUUUGUCCCAGUCUGUCAAAUAUAUUUCUUGUCUAUUUCUGCCUUUUUCGUUGUGCCCUCCUUCUUUUCCCCUAACUCUAGCUAUCUCUUAGAUUCUCUAUACAUCUCUUCCCAUCUUUUUUUUGCAUUCCCUCUGCCUCACUAUGGAUCUCUCUAACUCACUAUAUAGAAAGUUUUGCCUCACUAUGGAUCUCUCUUCCUCACUAUUGGAAAGUUUUGCUACACUAUGGAUCUCUCUGUCUCCUUGUGGAUCAUUCUUCCUCACAAUGAACUUCUCUGCUUCUCUAUGGCCCUAUCUGGAUCACUAUGGAUCAUUCAGCCUCGCUACUGAUCGCUCUUUCUCACUAUGGAUCGCUCUUCCUCACUAUGGAUCGCUCUUUCUCACUAUGGAUCGCUCUUUCUCACUAUGGAUCGCUCUUUCUCACUAUGGAUCGCUCUUUCGCACUAUGGAUCGCUCUUUCUCACUAUGGAUCACUAACCAUGUCUCAGUCUACCACCCUUGUCUCUCUUUCGUUCUGUUUCUUUUCUAUUUUGCUAUCUAGCUAUCUCUCUCUCUUUCUCUCUCUCUCUCUCUCUCUCUCUAUAUAUAUAUAUAUAUAUAUAUAGUCUAUAUAUAUAUAUAUAUAUAUAUAUAUAUAUAAUAAAAAUAAUAAUAUUCUCUGUCUCUCUCCCUUCUCUCUGUUUCGUUCUUUUUCUUUUCUUUUUUUCUAUCUAUCUAUCUCUCUCUCUCUCUCUCUCUCUCUCUCUCUCUCUCUAUAUAUAUAUAUAUAUAUAUAUAGGCUAUAUAUAUAUAUAUAUAUAUAUAUAUGUAUAUAUAAUAAUAAUAAUAAUAAAGUUUAUUUGAAAAACACGCUUCAUCCCCAAAAGCUCGAAGCGCGGUACAAAGUCAACCAUAUGAUAAAGAUAUACAUUAACUGAAAAAGAUGGUAGAUAGCAUCACCCUAGAAGGUGUUUGCGAAACAGGUGUGUUUUUAAAUCAAGUUUAAAGGACUCCAGUGUCUGGCUGUUUCUGAGAGCGAUUCAAGGGAGUUCCAAAUUGUUUGGCAGGCAAAUGCAAAAGUGCGCUUUCCGUAAGUCUCAAGGCGAACACACGGUAUCGAUAUUUUGCCACUAUCGGAUGAGCGGAGCUCACUAGUGGGUACAUAAGGCGUCAUGAGUGCUUUGAGAUAAGAUGGCGCCAGGUCAUCUAAGCAGCGGUAGCACAAAGUUGCAAUUUUGUACUCUAUGCGAGCGCGGACCGGCAGCCAGUGCAGCUCCCUCAGAAGUGUUUUAGCAUGGUCGAAUUUCCGUUUGCAAAGAACAAUGCGAACCGCAUUAUUCUGUGCUCUUUGAAUUUUAUCCAGGAGCGCAGCUGGGAGACCCACCAUGAGAGCAUUGCAGUAGUCCAUUGCGUGAUAACACAAAUGCAGACAUCAGCCUCUUUGAUGCUUCGAAUUUUAAAAAAGGUCUGAUAUGACUAAUCCUGCGCAGCUCUAGGAAAAUUGCCUUGCAAAGCAUGUUAAUAUGAGUUUCCAUAGUAAGUGUUCUGUCUAAAUAGACACCCAGGUCUUGCACUGUAUGAGCAAACUCAAUCUGCAUACCUUAGAGAGUAAGUGAUGUUGUGUGUUUUUUACAGAUUUUUGUUUCUGAGCAGUGGCAAUGGAGAUCAGCUCAGUCUUUUCAUCAUUCAAUUUGAGCUUGUUUAUCGUCAUCCAGUGCAUAUAUAUAUAUAUAUAUAUAUAUCCAAGGCACAAACGUAAUACCCAACUUCUGUAAACAUAACCUCUAUUGAUGUGCAGUGUGGAUCACAUAUACUAGUCAUCAGCGGAAACUCAACAGCUUCCGUCAUGGAUGUCUGCGUCACAUUUCACGCAUACGAUGGCAGGACAAGGUGCCUAAACACGAAGGUCUUAGAACGUGAACAAAAUUGUCGCAUAUUCUACGAUCUUAGCAAGAGGCGUCUUUGCUGGUUAGAUCAUUUAAGGAAAAUUGGGGGAUGGCCGAAUUAGCAAAUAAGCUGCUGUAUGGAGCGUUGGCAGAAGGGACACCACUUAUUGGAAGGCCACGCCUGAGAUGUAAGGACGUUUGUAAAAAGAGCAUGAGGCAAGUCAACAUUGAAAUCAAAGAAUGUGGGAUUAUUGUUGAACAACUCUCCAAUACAUAAUGCUACGAUAACUACCACUUCUUUCUUUCCCACAUUAACAGGGAGAAAUGUUACAUUUCUCUUCAAAUUUAUUUAUGAAUAGAUUUUUAAAAAAAAAAGAUUUUUAACCUUUCAAAUUGGGAUUGAAUUGUGCACUACAUUGACCCCUGCAGCCAUAUAAGAAUAAUUAUUCUUAACAAAAUAAAUUGUUUCGUUAACUAACUACUGCAAGAAUUAAGCAGAAAACUUGACCCAGGUUUAUGUUUUUAUCAUUUCAAGAGCUCACGGGAUGUUGUUUUUAAUAUUAUAUUUGCAGUAACAAAAAACCUACAACUUAAUUAUGCUUACCUAUCUCUUGGGUGUUAGUGUGUGGGAACCAACCAUCUUGUGUGUGAGGGUGUGGGAACCAACCAUCUUGUGUGUGAGGGUGUGGGAACCAACCAUCUUGUGUGUGAGGGUGUGGGAACCAACCAUCUUGUGUGUGAGUGUGUGGGAACCAACCAUCUUGUGUGUGAGGGUGUGGGAACCAACCAUCUUGUGUAUCAGUGUGUGGUAACCAAACAUCUUGUAUGUCAGUGUGUGGGAACCUACCAUCUUGUGUUGAGUGUGUGGAAACCAACCAUCUUGUGUGUGAGAUUGUGAGAACAAGCCAUCUUGUGUGGGAGUGUGUGGGAACCAACUAUCUUAUGUGUGAGUGUGUGGGAACAACCAUCUUGUGUGUGAGGGUAUGGGAACCAAACAUCUUGCGUGAUAACCAUCUUAAUUAUAACGUAUUUAAUUAUAUUGGCUGACAUUGAACGCCACUGAAACACAACCAGCAGACGACAAUGUUUUGUUCUGUCAUAAUUGUCUGCCCCCUGUCCAUUCCCGAGUCGUGUCCUUUCAUAGCGACACGGAACCAUUUCCGACCAAUUACCAUUCAACCUGUGUCAAGAAAAUGGCUGCCGCCUGCCAGGGCGAGAUGAGGUCAAUCAUAGUUAUAACGGGACGAGACAACUCUGCUAGACUUGAUGCAGUCAUCAAUUUCCGGUUCCUACCACGUCAUUAGGGCAGAGUUUGUUUUGUCCUAUAUUCAGGAACCUCGCGGUUCUAAAAUGAGAGUCAAGAAAACUAGAUUGUUUUCUUCUCAGAUAUCUUCCCCCAUAUUUCACAUUCUUAAGACAAUUUAAGGAUGAGCUUUGACACAUUAUUUUCAGAAGGUGACAACACCAGGUGACCACACCAGGUGACCACACCAGGUGACCACACCGGGUGACCAUACCAGGCGACCACGUUCGGUGAUCACACCUGGUGACCACACCCGGUGCCACCCCCGGUGACCACCCGGUGAGCACCCCCGGUGACCACACCCGGUGACCACACCCGGUGACCACACCCGGUGACCACACCAAAUGACCACACCAGGUGACCAAGCCCGGAAACCACACCAGGUGACCACACACACACGGUGACCACACCCAGUGACCACACAUGGUGACCACACCCGGUGACCUCACCCGGUGACCACACCAGGUGACCACACACACACGUUGACCACACACACACGGUGACCACAGACGAUGACCACACCGAAGACUUUCACGUCUUUGAUGAUUUAUUGUAAAGUCCGCCCAAAUGUUGGUUUCGGUUUCGGCACCGAAAUUUGUCGCGUGAUCAUUUUCGACGUAUUUUUCGGCCAAAUAAAAAAAAUAACUUUCGGUUGAUUUUGGGUUUCAGCCGAAAAUGAUUAGGUUUUCUGUCUUGUACUAGAAGUCAAACUGUCACUCUGUCAGUCUCUCUUUCUUACUGUACUGACUGUACUGUCAGUAUGUCUGUACUGCCACUAGUUCUUUUUCCGUCACUCUGUCUGUAAUGUCACUCUGUCUGAACUGUCACUCUGUUGACAUUCAAUCCGAUAUUUCUUAUUACUAAUAACGUCGCACUGGAGAUGACGUCGGCGGGUUGUCGAGUGCGAGCUCUUAAUACCCCCCCCGGCACCUAUCCACACGGACCAGUCGACGGGUCUCUCCACCGCCUGACCGUGCGGAAGCUGUUGUCGAGUGCGAGCUCUUAAUACCCCCCCCGGCACCUAUCCACACGGACCAGUCGACGGGUCUCCCCCCCGCCUGACCGUGCGGAAGCAUGUCGGGACCCCCCCCCCCCCCCCCCGGCCUGGCCGGUCGACUGAAGAUGCUGCGUUUAAAGCGUCCGCGGUCCACUCUCCUUGGUCAGAACGGCUGUGCUACCCCUCCGGGGGAAAGGUGUUGCAUUACCUCCCCCCAUUGUCCAGGGAGUUGCCCGGUUGGGACGAAAGCUGGGACUUAAACGGUCGCCUAUUAGCGGCUUUCUCAGGGCCGCGUAGCUAAAAUCAUCGGUAUGGGUUUUAACCGCCACCCAGACCUCAUAUAAAUUAACGGCAACAGGUAAUCAUGUUAAUUCAUUAUUAUUCCACAUCUUGAUAUCAUCGCAUGAUGUAUGACUAAUUCCUUGCGAACAUUGUUCGCAGCUGCAUGAUGACCUACUUGUCCAAUAUUUCAAAAAAUAAAAUUACAAUUAGGCUUAAGCAAAGAUAAAUAGUUUUGUUGGGGUGGGGGAAAAGCUUAGGGAAUGAUAAUAUUUAUACUAUUAUUUUUGUUUUAAUUUUUUUUUAAAUAACAUUUUAGAACCAUAGAUUACCUGAAUUCAUUAUAUGUAACAUUCAUUUUGAUUUAUCAUUAUCGUGCUCUUAAAUAGUGUCAUAGGUAAAGGUAAAUAAAGCAGAGACAACUGUGUGACUGAACUGCAACAUUUGUAUGUUUGACUUCUGCUACAAACCAAUUAAUGCUGAACUAAUUGCCAACUAACAACUGUAACUAGAAGUGUAUGGUCGUCGUGGUUAGUUCUGGAUUAAGGCUAAUUUACUAAUUGUUCAAGUAUUGAUGAUGAUUGUUAAUAAUUCUUGAAUGUUUUCUGACUGUAUUGUUUCAAAGCAAAGUUUGUAAAUCUUUUGGCUUGGUUAGAUUAUAUCUAUUUUCGGUCUGGGUGUCGACCUUAAGUCUCGUUCAGCUUUUGGUUUCAGCUUCGGCCAAAAUUCAUUUUUAACUUUCGGUUUAGUUUCGUUUUUGGCCAAAACCAGAAAAUCACAUUCAAUAGGUCUCUAUUUUAUUUUUUGAGUAUUUUAGACUCAACCGUGUCUUUGCGUCACUAUGCACUUAUCAUAUUUCAGAAAAAUGUGUGAAAUUUCAUUAUAACUAGUAAGCUGCUACAGGCAAGCAUUUAACCAUUCUAAGUCAAAAUCAGAAGGAGUACCUUCUAGUGUUACGCAACCUGCACCCUUACUCAAGGGGUAGUAUCUGGUAUCUCCACAAUGACCCACUUCUCUAUUCAAGGGAUAGUAACUGGUAUCUCACCAUAGACCCACUUCUCUAUUCAAGGGAUAGUAUCUGGUACCUCCCCAACGACCCACUUCUCUAUUCAAUGGAUAAUGUCUGGCAUCUCCACAAUGACCCACUAAUCAAGGGGUAGUGUCUGGCAUCUCCACAUUGAACCACUGAUCUAUUCAAGGGGUAGUGUCUGACAUCUCCAUAGUUACCCACUUCUCUAUUCAAGGGAUAGUAUCUUGUAUCUCCUCAAUGAUCCACUAAUCAAGGGAUAGUGUCUGGCAUCUCCACAAUGACCCACCUCCCAAGGGAGAGUAUAUGGCACUGCAAAAAAUCACACAAUAUUUAAAGAUAUAAUCUGUCAUCUCUACAAUGACCCACGACUAUAGAAGUAAUAUUAUCUGACAUCACCAGAAAGAGCUACUACUCUAGUCAAAGGAUAGUACCUGGCACCUCCACAAUGACCCACUACUCAAGUGAUAACAUCUGGUAUCUCCACAACGAUAAACGCAGCGGACAACAAACGUGUUGGCAGGAAGCCUUCGUCAGCGAACAAACAACAGUAAAAACAGAAUUAAAUAAAAAUAGAACUUCUCUAAAAAGUAGUAUCCGAGAGGGCAGCAAAAGAACUGCCGGAUCAUUUUGUGUUCUAAGUUCACCAUACGCGAAGUCCAACAUCCAAUCUCCUUGUAAUAUCUUAAUACUUAACUGACACUUGCACAACUGGUAACUUCAACAUUCAGACACUAGUGUACGGGGUCUGAUACUUAGUAGCAAUGAUCACUUCACCUUGGCUGCUGGCCUUCCGUGAUAAUUCUCGCUUUAGUCCGCCAGUACGGUCCCAGGUAUGUCCGCUAAUCAUGUCCCCAGUAUGUCUGCCAGCCAGGUCCCCAGUUUGUCUGUCAGUCAAGUCCCCGGUAUAUCCACCAAUAAGGUCCCCGGUAUUUCCAGCAGUCAAGUCACUGGUAUGUCCACCAGUCAGGUCCCCGGUAUGUCCACCAAUCAGGUCCCCGGUAUGUCUGCCAGUCAGGUCCCCGGUAUGUCUUCCAGUCAGGUCCCCGGUAUGUCUGCCAGUCAGGUCCCCGGUAUGUCUGCCAGUCUGUCUGUACUGCCACUGGUUCUUUUUCUGUCACUCUGUCUGUAAUGUCACUCUGUCUGUACUGUCACUCUGUCUGUUGACCGUCAAUCCGGUAUGUCAAUUUAUUUUCAUAUCGAGGCAUCACGUGUGUGUUAGAUAAAUGCAUUAACAAUGGUAGUCUGACGUAAAAAACACAAUGACUACUCCCUUACUCUUAGCAAGAGCUGGUUGAAAACAAUGACUACUCUCUUACUCUUACUCUUACCUAUGUUUGACACCUAAGCUUGACACCUAAGUUUGACACCUAAAGUUGACACCAACGUUUAACACCUAAGUUUGACACCUAAGUUUGACACCUAAGUUUGACAUCUAAGUUUGACACAUAAUUUUGACACCUACGUUUGACAUCUAAGUUUGACAACUAAGUUUGAAACCUAAGUUUGACACCUAAGUUUGACCCCUAAGUUUGACACCUAUGUUUGACACCUAAAUUUUACACCUACGUUUGACAGCUAAGUUUGAGACCUAAGUUUGACACCAACGUUUGACACCUAAGUUUGACAUUUAAGUUCGACACCUACGUUUGUCACCUAAGUUUGACCCCUACGUUUGACGCUUAAGUUUAACUUCUUAGUUUGACCCUUAAGUUUGACACCUAUGUUUGACCCCUAAGUUUGACACCUAUGUUUGACGCCUUAGUUUAGCACCCAAGUUUGUUACCAUCUGGCACUGAAAUAUACUCAUGACCUAAAACUACUUAAUCUCUUACUCUCUUAAUCCCUAACAUUCGAAUUAAAGAGAGAUUAACAAUCUUGAUAACAAUAUUUUCCAAUAUCUUAAAUUUUCCAUCGUCCAAUUUCAGCUCUCUGUUGUCAACUAUAUUUAUCCAUCUGAUGUUCUAUAUUUCUGAGGUUUUGUCCAUCUGUAUUUAUCCAUUUGAUGUUCUAUAUUUUUCAGGUUCUGUCCAUCUGUAUUUAUCCAUCUGAUGUUCUAUAUUUCCGAGGCUCUGUCCAAGUGUAUUUAUCUAUCUGAUGUUCUAUAUUUCUCAGGUUCUGUCCCAGUGUAUUUAUCUAUCUGACGUUCUAUAUUUCUCAGGUUAUGUCCCAGUGUAUUUAUCUAUCUGAUGUUUUAUAUUUCUCAGGUUCUGUCCAAGUGUAUUUAUCUAUCUGAUGUGUAUCGUGCCAACAAUUUGGUUCUUGGAGCUGUAUGAACUUGACAAGCGGAUCAACACAAAUCAGACUACAAGCGAAUACAACAGGAACAAAACAACUGAGAAGUUGAGCGGAAACCUUGGCAGUGUGUUAGGGGUAAGAACACAGUUGAGUGUGAGUCUUGGUUGUGUGUUAGUGGUAAGAACACGGUUGAUAGAAAGUAUUGGCAGUGUGUUAGGGGUAAGAACACAGUUGAGUGUGAGUCUUGGUUGUGUGUUAGUGGUAAGAACACGGUUGAUAGAAAGUAUUGGCAGUGUGUUAGGGGUAAGAACACAGCUGAGUGUGAGUCUUGGUUGUGUGUUAGUGGUAAGAACACGGUUGAUAGAAAGUAUUGGCAGUGUUUUAGGGGUAAGAACACAGCUGAGUGUGAGUCUUGGUUGUGUGUUAGUGGUAAGAACACGGUUGAUAGAAAGUAUUGGCAGUGUGUUAGGGGUAAGAACACAGUUGAGUGUGAGUCUUGGUUGUGUGUUAGUGGUAAGAACACGGUUGAUAGAAAGUAUUGGCAGUGUGUUAGGGGUAAGAACACAGUUGAGUGUGAGUCUUGGUUGUGUGUUAGUGGUAAGAACACGGUUGAUAGAAAGUAUUGGCAGUGUGUUAGGGGUAAGAACACAGUUGAGUGUGAGUCUUGGUUGUGUGUUAGUGGUAAGAACACGGUUGAUAGAAAGUAUUGGCAGUGUGUUAGAGGUAAGAACAGAGUUCAAUGUCAACCUGGACAGUGAGUUAUUGUAAGAAAAACAUUUACAUUUAAAUUUUAAAAAAAGCUAAUGGUAAGGCGGCCAUGGAUCAGAUUCGGAAAUUAUUUCUCAACCAAACGAUCUAUUUAUCUAACUGAAUAGAACACACCUCAUGGCUAAACAUCUCAAAAUUUAACAUCUCAAAACUAAACAUCUCAAAACUAAACAUCUCAAAACUAAACACCUCAUGACUAAACAUCUCAAAACUUAGCAUCUCAUGGCUAAACAUCUCAAAAUUUAACAUCUCAAAACUAAACAUCUCAAAACUAAACAUCUCAAAACUAAACAUCUCAAAACUAAACAUCUAAUGGCUAAACAUCUCAAAACUAAACAUCUCAAAACUAAACGCCUCAUGGCUAAACAUCUCAAAACUUAACAUCUCCAAACUAAACAUCUCAAAACUAGACAUCUCAAAUCUAGACAUAUCAAAACUAAACAUCUCAAAACUAAACAUCUCAAAACUAAACAUCUCAAAACUAAACAUCUCAAAACUAAACAUCUCAUGGCUAAACAUCUCAAAACUAGACAUCUCAAAACUAAACAUCUCAAAACUAAACAUCUCAAAACUAAACAUCUCAAAACUAAACAUCUCAAACUAAACAUCUCAAAAUAUUUGCGCAGUUUCAUUUUGUUAUUCAUCCUUCCUUUGAUUUCCAUAACUUCAAAAUACUUGCUCUAAUUAACGCAUCCGGCUAGAAAAGCGGAUCCAAAACUUUAUUUCUCCUGUACCCCUUGAUUAAACUUUUCAUUUAUGAGUAGCCACACAUUGAAAUUUAUCUUCUCGUUAAUCAUCGCGUGUAAAAUAAACUUUUUUUUCCGUUUACCCCAAUUAUCGAUAUAACUUUUGCGUAGCCCAUAGCGUCCUCGAACGAUUGUUUUGGAACCGCUGGGCCAGAAGAUCUGAAAGGGGAAAAAGUCAUCAGUAACAGGAAAAAGACGAAAAGUAAUUUCUAGUUGUAGUGUUUCAACUGUUGGACACUGGACCAAACGGCUCAUGACAUUCAAGAGGUAUACUGCAGCCAACUGUCACAUUACAUUUAUGCGGCACACUGAAGCCAAAUGUCACAUUAAAAUUUAUGCAAAUGUCAGAUUUCAUUUAUGCCGCACACUGAUACCAAAUGUCACAUUACAUUCAUGUUCCACACUGGCGCCUAAUGUUACAUUACAAUCAUGGGCCACACUGGAGCCUAGUGUUACAUUACAUUUAUGUGGCACAUUGGAGCAAAAUGUCACAUUACGUUUAUGGUGCACACUGGAGCCAAAUGUCCCAUUACGUUUAUAGUGCACACUGGAGCCAAAUGCUCCAGUGCGCACCAUAAAUGUCCCAUUACGUUUAUGGUGCGCACUGGAGCCUAAUGCCACAUUACGUUUAUGGUGCACACUGGAGCCUAAUGUUACAUUACAUUUAUGUGGCACAUUGGAGCCAAAUUUCACAUUACUUAUGGGCCACACUGGAGCCAAAUUCACAGUAAAUUUAUGGGGAACACCGGAGCCCAAUGUCACAUUACAUUUAUCUGUCACAUUACAUUUAUCGGGCACACUGGAGCCAAAUGUUACAUUACAUUCAUUGGGCACAAUGGAGCCAAAGGUCACAUUACAUUUAUGGUUUACACUGGAGCCAAAGGUCACAUUACUUUUUUGGCCACACUGGAGACAAAGGUCACUUACAUUCAUUGGGCACACUGGAGCCCAAGGUCACAUUACAUUUAUGGGGCACACUGGAGCCAAAUGUCACAUUUCAUUUAUGGGGCACAAUAAUUUUGUUAACAUAACAACCAUUGAUAUUUAUUUUUUUUUAAAGCUUCAUUUAUUUAUUUAUCUUUUUUGGUUUGUUUGUUUUUAUUUCUGACAGCUUUUUAAAAGCGCAUAAAAACAAUAGGUUUGUUUCGUCUAUUUACCGAUCACAAGAUUUUUUAAAAUUAAAAUUUGGUUUUUUUUUUAUUAAUCCGCUCUUUUUGUCAAUGAAGGGUGUUGGUAACUCUUGGGAACUUUUUAUAAAAUUUUCGGAAUUUGGGAAUGUUGUGAAAAUAACUUGUAAUUUUAGGAUUAAUGUCCAUUUUGUAUAUUUUGUAAUUAUAAAAAAUCUCACAAAGUGAUAAAUAUUUGUAUUAAUCGGAAGUAUGUGAUAUCUAAAAAAAGAAGUAAAAUGUGUACUACUUCCUAUUGGCUCAUAUAAUCACGUGGUGAGCUCAGUUUCGCAAAGUGCUGCUCUCUAGACUGGAUGAAGGAAUAACAAACACAGACCCACAAACACACACGCAUACACAGAAAGACAAAACUAACACCUAAACAGAGGCGUAGCGAGGGGAGGGUCAUGGGGGCAGAUGUCCCCGGACGCCAGCUAGUUAGGGGCGCCAAAAUGUGCUUUGAUAUUAUUUAUUGAUGAAAAUAAUGGGCUUGAGAGUUGAAAAAAAGAAUAUGGGGCGCUUUAAAAUGGAUCUUGUCCCCGGGUGCGAAUCUUGUUCCCGGGCGCCAAACACCCUCGCUACGCCUCUGCACCUAAACCACCAUUUAUUCCUACUUUCCCUCUGAUUAAUAUUAUUAAAACACAAACAAAUGGAAAACAUUUCUUUAUUUUUCUUCUUUAAAUGCACACCAUAUUUCCUCGUGCUAUUUUUUGUGGCCAUUAAAUUCAUCGGCAUUAAAGUUAGCACUAAUUAAUAUUCAAGCAAGUAAAGUAGCACUAAUUCAUAUUCAAGCAAGUAAAGUAGCACUAACUAAUAUUCAAGCAAGUAAAGUAGCACUAACUAAUAUUCAAGCAAGUAAAGUAGCACUAACUAAUAUUCAAGCAAGUAAAGUAGCACUAACUAAUAUUCAAGCAAGUAAAGUAGCACUAACUAAUAUUCAAGCAAGUAAAGUAGCACUAACUAAUAUUCAAGCAAGUAAAGUAGCACUAACUAAUAUUCAAGCAAGUAAAGUAGCACUAACUAAUAUUCAAGCAAGUAAAGUAGCACUAACUAAUAUUCAAGCAAGUAAAGUAGCACUAACUAAUAUUCAAGCAAGUAAAGUAGCACUAACUAAUAUUCAAGCAAGUAAAGUAGCACUAACUAAUAUUCAAGCAAGUAAAGUAGCACUAACUAAUAUUCAAGCAAGUAAAGUAGCACUAACUAAUAUUCAAGCAAGUAAAGUAGCACUAACUAAUAUUCAAGCAAGUAAAGUAGCACUAACUAAUAUUCAAGCAAGUAAAGUAGCACUAACUAAUAUUCAAGCAAGUAAAGUAGCACUAACUAAUAUUCAAGCAAGUAAAGUAGCACUAACUAAUAUUCAAGCAAGUAAAGUAGCACUAACUAAUAUUCAAGCAAGUAAAGUAGCACUAACUAAUAUUCAAGCAAGUAAAGUAGCACUAAUUAAUAUUCAAGCAAGUAAAGUAGCACUAACUAAUAUUCAAGCAAGUAAAGUAGCACUAACUAAUAUUCAAGCAAGUAAAGUAGCACUAACUAAUAUUCAAGCAAGUAAAGUAGCACUAACUAAUAUUCAAGCAAGUAAAGUAGCACUAAUUCAUAUUCAAGCAAGUAAAGUAGCACUAAUUAAUAUUCAAGCAAGUAAAGUAGCACUAAUUAAUACUCAAGCAAGUAAAGUAGCACUAACUAAUAUUCAAGCAAGUAAAGUAGCACUAAUUAAUAUUCAAGCAAGUAAAGUAGCACUAACUAAUAUUCAAGCAAGUAAAGUAGCACUAAUUAAUAUUCACGCAAGUAAAGUAGCACUAACUAAUAUUCAAGCAAGUAAAGUAGCACUAAUUAAUAUUCAAGCAAGUAAAGUAGCACUUAUUAAUAUUCACGCAAGUAAAGUAGCACUAACUAAUAUUCACGCAAGUAAAGUAGCACUAAUUAAUAUUCAAGCAAGUAAAGUAGCACUAACUAAUAUUCAAGCAAGUAAAGUAGCACUAACUAAUAUUCACGCAAGUAAAGUAGCACUUAUUAAUAUUCACGCAAGUAAAGUAGCACUAAUUAAUAUUCACGCAAGUAAAGUAGCACUAAUUCAUAUUCAAGCAAGUAAAGUAGCACUAAUUAAUAUUCACGCAAGUAAAGUAGCACUAAUUCAUAUUCAAGCAAGUAAAGUAGCACUAACUAAUAUUCAAGCAAGUAAAGUAGCACUAAUUCAUAUUCACGCAAGUAAAGUAGCACUAAUUAAUAUUCACGCAAGUAAAGUAGCACUAAUUCAUAUUCAAGCAAGUAAAGUAGCACUAAUUAAUAUUCACGCAAGUAAAGUAGCACUAAUUCAUAUUCAAGCAAGUAAAGUAGCACUAACUAAUAUUCAAGCAAGUAAAGUAGCACUAAUUCAUAUUCACGCAAGUAAAGUAGCACUAAUUAAUAUUCACGCAAGUAAAGUAGCACUAAUUCAUAUUCAAGCAAGUAAAGUAGCACUAAUUAAUAUUCACGCAAGUAAAGUAGCACUAAUUCAUAUUCAAGCAAGUAAAGUAGCACUAACUAAUAUUCAAGCAAGUAAAGUAGCACUAACUAAUAUUCAAGCAAGUAAAGUAGCACUAAUUCAUAUUCAAGCAAGUAAAGUAGCACUAAUUCAUAUUCAAGCAAGUAAAGUAGCACUAACUAAUAUUCAAGCAAGUAAAGUAGCACUAAUUCAUAUUCAAGGAAGUAAAGUAGCACUAACUAAUAUUCAAGCAAGUAAAGUAGCACUAAUUCAUAUUCAAGCAAGUAAAGUAGCACUAACUAAUAUUCAAGCAAGUAAAGUAGCACUAAUUCAUAUUCAAGGAAGUAAAGUAGCACUAACUAAUAUUCAAGCAGUAAAGUAGCACUAAUUAAUAUUCAAGCAAGUAAAGUAGUUCAAAUUAAUAUUCCAGUAACUAAAUGACAUAAUUAAAGUUAAAAAACAACAUCAAUUUAAAUAUAAAUUGUGAUUAGUUUAUAAUUUCUUUUAAAACGAGAAUUUUCACCGAAUUUUGGGAAUUUUUUCAAUUGCACCUGUGAAAAGUGAAAACAACGCAAAGCUAAAAUUUUCUGACCAUCAGGCCUGUUACGCUAUGUAAUGAGAACCGUUGUGACACCUGGGGAGGAAUAAACUUACGCAACGUAACAAAUCUAAGUUCAUACGAUUAAAGCUAAUACCAGUGCCAGGCACAGACUAGGACGUAAGAUUUAUUUUGGUAAGCUCCAGACGUAAACAUUUAGUGCAAUUAACGCAGUUGUGAGAGAAACACUCGAACUCGAACUGGGGGAAAAAGAAUUCGUGAAAAAAAAAAUUCUUUCAUGGACUUCUGGAAGAACUUUCAUACCUAGCCAUUAGGUUUUUGCCCUUUACUUCAAUAUUUUUAUUUUGUAGUUUUGAUAAAUUUUAUUGAACAUCUAGAAAAUAUAUCUAGAUAAUUUGUUGUUGUUUUUUUUAAAUUAAUUUACUUUUAAUUUUUUUUUUUUAAAAAGAAGUAAUUUUAAGGAUUAUUUUAAAAUAUUUUUCAGACAUUCAUAUUUUUUUUAAUCAAUUAAAAUCUCAUUUUAUUUGCAACGGUUCCCAUAAAUAGCCUGCCAUCUCCCCUCCGCUUUGACUCACUCGUGUUAAUUUCUUCAGGAGAGAUUUGACCCCAACUCAAUGGUCGGCAAAUCGUGGCUCGCGAGCCGCAUGCGGCUCUUUAGUGACAUGAGUGUGGCUCGGACCGUCGGCCGCAACUCGGUUUUGACUCCGAAAAACAUGGUUUUGACAGCUUCUUGAAAAGAAAUUUGGCUCUCAAGAAUUUUAAUCGUCCUGCUGCUGAUGUUUGGCUAUUUCGACUGUGUGCUGACCACUGCCCUAGCUCACUGAUGUUAAUUUCUUCAGUAUGGCUUUGACCCCUAUUUUACUGGUUUUCAUUUUUUCAGUAUAAGUUUGAGGUAAGCAUCCCCAUCAACCUGACCUCGGACGAGUGGAUACGGACUCUAGAGCAGCUCCUGCUGUUGAUUCUCAUCCUGGGACGAUGGUUCCUGCCCAAGGGUAAGCUCACCCACGACCAACUGUCACAGCUUCUCCUGGUCUACAUCGGAACUGCUGCAGACAUCGUGGAGUUUUUUGAGGCCUUCAAAGAGGAACAGGUAUCAUUGAAUAGAUCCGUAAUGAUUAUUUACUGCAUGACGUCUCCUGUCUUGAAGUCGAUUUAAUCGUAAAGCAUUGUUUGAGAAGGACAAUGCAUUGAAUGACGUCAUGAUUCAUGCUAAGAAAUGACAUUACCCUCAUGAACAUGUAGUGGAAUGUGUUGCCCAUGUUUAUAAUAACAACUGGGCAUUGCUUUUUUCGAUUUACAAGUGUGCGGUUAGGUCUUCUAUCUAAAUCAGUGGCUUUCUAGUGUAGCCAUUCUCUGUAUUAGAGAAAUAUUAGUUACCGAGGCUAUCAAUAUGGCACGGUGAAAUUAAUCUCCAUUAUUUAUGGACUUGAAAACAGUUGUGCAACAGUACUCCAAUAGUUGUCCAUAAUAAUCGAAGGACUGCAUUCGAGCUAAGUAAACGAAAUAGCAGAACGGUGUAUAUUGAAGCUUGAAUUAAUUGACAGGACAAUAAGAUUCGAACCUCAUUCUGCUAUUUCAUAAUUUAUCCAACAAUAUUUAUAAUUAAACAUUAGAUUUGAAAAAAACAUAAUUUAAUAUGUGGAACUGAAAUAAUGCUAAUUUUGACUUUUGGACCGGGACACAUUUUGAUGAUGGCAAAUUUCAUUGUAACAACGUGCAUGCGAUCGCCUUUAACUAUGUGAUUUCUCUCCCCUCAGGUGCGGUACAACAAACAUCUGUGCAUCGUCAUCAUGGGCAUCUGGUCACUGAGCCUAAUCCAGUUCUCUCUGGUCCUGACCGCCACCCGCGUCAGACGGGACAGAACCGGCCUCAUCCCCGUCAACCACCUGGCGGGUCACGACGGGUGCUGCAACCCGGACGUGUACGGCAUCAUCAUCUCGAUAUGCCUGCAGGACUUGCCCUUCCUCGUGCUGCGGAUGCUGCUCAUCUUCAAAUACUACGUCCUUAGCUACACCAACAUGUUCUUCACGUGCAAGAACACCAUCGUCAUCGUUCUGCUCAUCUACCGCCUCAUUGUGGUGCAAAUCGAGCGGCGGAAAGCUGCC